This is a messenger RNA of Chara braunii, 1325 nucleotides long. NCBI's taxonomy places the organism in Eukaryota, Viridiplantae, Streptophyta, Charophyceae, Charales, Characeae. The record is from the annotation of a GenBank genome assembly.
GCAGCUCGCACGUGCGCAGGUGGAUUCAUUCAUUACCCCCAACCGGGUAUCGGUGGAAAAACAUGAGGGGGCGUAACAGACCAAGGGGUGACAUCAAGCUGCUGCCGAGAUCCGAAUGGACAUUGUUCAAUAGUCCAGAUGGUGACGUUAAAGUGGGUAGAGUGUCUGUCUCUUUGCAUCCGUACCACCCAUGGGUUCUGUGCACACUUGAACGAAGAAGAACAAGGCCGGUCGAAGAGGAAAACGAAAAUCCAACGCCAAGCCCACGACGAUGGUCGAUUGAAGUGUGGAACUACGUGAGUGCGACGCUUGUUGCCUUUGCAGUUAUCCCUCGCGUAUUUAGGAUUGCCGAUGCCAGGUUCAUUGCACAGAAAGGCUGGAUUGCAGUGCAGUGUUCCAAUCCGCGCAAAGACAUUGUUUAUGAGAUCCAAGGUUCGAGCCUGCAAUGUCUCACUGUAGUAGAGCAUCCUUGUCGCUUCGAUGUGUGGGAGAUUGCUGUCCAUCCCCGCUUGUCUUAUCUCUUGACUUCUCGCAACAAAGUCGUCAUCUUGUGGGACGGGGAAAACGAAUGGGAGCAGAUUCCGUUUAAGGGUCACAGCCAGGAGAUACGGUCGUUGAUGUUCCAUCCACGGGACCACAACGUCUUUGCAAGUGGGUCAUGGGACGGGACCAUCAAAAUUUGGGGUAUCAGUGAACGUGCUUGUCUGCGAACCAUUAGAGUUUAUCGAGGUCUUGCGAUUUGGGUAAUGGACUUUUGCAGCAGAGCUGGGAAAUCGCUUCUCCUGUCGUGCGACGAACCGGAAUCUCGUGAACGAGGCAGUGUCUUCGUCUGGGACUACAACACCGGUCGUUGCUUAGUCAAGAUGCUAACCGAUGGUUUUCAAGCCUUCUUCCAUCCAACCUUGCCGUACAUCUUUAGUGCGACACGUGAUGGCGAAAUUCAAAUCUGGAGCGAGUCGAACUGUAAGUACUUGUCAUCCUUCUGGUGCGACAUGGGCGACCCCGACGCCUGGUUUGGCAGAGGUCUCGAAUGGAUCGGUGCUUGCAAGCACUCCAACCAUAUCAUUGCCUUAGGAGGUAAAGGAACGAUCUAUGUGUUGGAGGUGGUAAGCGGAAAAAACGAUCGUGAGGAGGAUGUGCAGAGAACCUCUCUUUGCGCAGAGUCUGCAAAAAGGCCAUGCCUUGUCAGAGCAACAACGCCGGGAUCAGACGAAGCAUGGCUCAAAUCAGCUUGGUGGUUUAAACCACGAGUACGCGAGCAAGGUGUGCUGGCCGGUUAAUGGACCUGCCUUCCGUGAACCUACGGGCCUCUGCCCACAGCUGAC